Messenger RNA from Seminavis robusta, 5734 nucleotides. The record is from the annotation of a GenBank genome assembly. NCBI's taxonomy places the organism in Eukaryota, Bacillariophyta, Bacillariophyceae, Naviculales, Naviculaceae.
CAAGCAGCUCGUACAUGGAACUCGUACCGUUCGAUGUAUGGCACCCAAUGACUCGUCACUCAUACGCAGCCCAGCAAGAAGACAUUUAUUGCGUACUAGUAUCUUGCAUGAUGCCGGUAUGCAUACGGAUGAUGGCACCUUUGGAACCACGAGGCAAAUUCGAAAGGUGGAGUCAGCAGCACCAGCCUUCAAACGAGAGUACCCACAAUCGUCUCCGACAGCUUGCUGUCGAGCUACCACCAUAGCUACAAUGUUAGUUGAAUGCCCCAGGAAUUGGUGGCUGCGGUUUGGUAGGUUUCUUGUCCUCGAGGCAUUGUUCCUCUUCUUCGAGAACCACUAGCGUCAACCAUGCCACUUUGAGACUCUGAGCCGCAAGCGCCUCCUCGAGUGGAUUUUCGGGAGGUUCCAUCGACAGUUUGCUGAAUAUUUUUUGGCCUUCAAAAGAUUCGCCAUUUUCCUUGAGUUGUUUUAGUAAUGGGAUCGCUGACUCGUAUGUCUCCCGAACGGAUGCAUCCACCUCCUCCUCGCCAUCAUCAUCAUCGCCCUCUGUCUUUUCCAAGUAUCCGACCUGCUCCAACACCAAAUAAACCACUUGUAUCCAAGUACUUCUUAGCUGGAUUUCUUCGUCCAUCAAGGGUCGAUUGGCAGAUUGAUCUGGACAAGCAGCGACAUAUUCCAUGAGCCGCUGGGGGCUGAUUCCCAGAGAGUAGCCAGAAAUAACGCUGGCAAUAAAGAGUUUGAUCGUUUCCACGUAUCCCUGACUCAAUUGCAUGACGCCAUUGACGAAUGAUACUUCAAUUAGUUCCGCCACUCUUUCUGGCGAGAGUUCUUCGCCUUCUUGCUCAUUAUCGUCAUUCGUAGAGCUGGAAAAUAAUAAUGGUCUCUUGAUAUGCGAAGGAACGGAAAGAUCAGGAAAUUGGCCUUGGCGACGAACGAGAUGACACGGCGUGGAGACGAAGGCAUUAGCCUGCGGCACUCGUAGUACCUGUAUGGAUGACAAUAUGAAUAAUGGGCAGCAGAUGAAUCUCAUGGUUGGAGAGGGGGUUGUUCCAGAAGCCCGAUAAGGAUAUGAUGUAGAAGAUCAACAAUAGACCAUGGCACCAUUGCGGAGUGUUGUUGUGUAUGCCAUACAUGUAUCCAAAAAAGAUGGAGGCAACACUUCUGGGACUUUGCACUGACGUCAGUAGAAACCCAAUUCCCCAUCUUUCACUGUCUUUGAAACCCCAUCCCCGAAUAAUCUUGACACCAUUCCCACGCUCUGGGCAAUCACAUUUUUGUUUUACUUUUUCAAAAAAGAAUUGAGUUGAGAACUCGUGCCAUGAAAUGGAUCUCUUCCCGCCUUGAUUAUUCAUUCGCAUAAGGGUUCUGAACGCAAUACAGAGAUCUGGUGUCGCCAAGAAAAGGAAUCGAAGCCGGUUGUCAUCAAGAAGUGAUGUUGCCAUCAAGAAGCUUCUCGCAUCGACGACGAUGAUCUUUCCCAUCAUUCAAUCCCAAAAGAUCGUGGUGAUGCGAAGGACAAUCUGUUGGAUUUGGAUACGGUGAUGUGUGACCAUGAGAACUCCGCUCAGGGCUCCACCUCGUGUCGUCUUGACAUGGAGCGCAAUUUUUCCGCCAUUUGAAUUCGAUAAAGAAACAAGUUUGGAAAAGUGCAAGUAUUUUUACUGUUAUUGACCUGAAUUGAGCGACCAUGGCCACCCAGCGUCCUUCGUCGGUUUCGUCGUUGGUCGGAUCUGACCUGCCAAACAAGGAGGAACAGCAAAAAACUCAACAGAAUGAUGAGGAGUUUCAGCAAUUUCAAAAGCUCGAGCCUGAGUUGGCAAAAUGCGUCAAGACGUACGAGCGUUGGAGGGGUAGCUACAGCCCUUUGCAACGAGAACGUUUGGAGGCCAAUUGUGCCGAUUAUUACCCGCAAGUCAUGCGAAACAGCAACUUUGAUCUGAAAGUUGUCGAAGAGGAAGGAAACUCAACAGAAAAGUUAGAUGGACGCGUCAAGUCGUUUUUCCAGAACACUAUUGAUAUGAAACCGCUUCAGUUUGAGAUGGGAACAGCAGAAACUGCUGCUGAACGUCCGCCGAAGAGGAUUGGAGUUGUCCUGAGUGGAGGCCAGGCACCCGGUGGGCACAAUAUUAUUUGUGGUAUCUUUGACCGAGCCAAGGCGUACCAUCCAGACAGCAGAAUCUUUGGUUUCCUUGAUGGACCCCAUGGAAUAUUUUCCGGAAAGUUUGUCUUGCUUACGAAGACGAUCAUCGAUGGAUUUCGCAACACAGGUGGCUUCGAUAUGCUGGGUUCCGGGCGCCACAAGAUUGAAUCCGAAGAGCAUUUUGCGAAGAGCCUGGAAGUCUGUGACACUAUUUUACACUUGGAUGGAGUCGUUGUGAUUGGUGGGGAUGACUCAAACACCAAUGCUGCCCUCCUUGGUGAAUACUUCAAGUCCAAGGGAAGCAAGUGCGCGGUCAAUGGUUGUCCGAAGACUAUUGAUGGUGACCUCAAGGUCAUGCCGUACAUCCCUGUCAGUUUUGGGUUUGAUACGGCUUGUCGAACCUUUUCUGAGUUGAUUGGAAACUGUUGUGUUGACUCUUUAUCAGCACAAAAGUACUAUCAUUUCAUUCGCCUCAUGGGACGGAGCGCCAGCAACAUUGCACUAGAGUGUGCGCUUCAAACAUUCCCGAACCAUUGCUUCAUCGGCGAAGAAUGCAAAGCCAACCAGUGGGGCCUCAAAGAACUGACAAAACAGCUAACAGAUAUGAUUGAGUCUCGAUACAAGAAUCAGAACAAGAACUAUGGUGUGGUCCUCCUCCCGGAAGGCCUCAUUGAGUUCAUUCCUGAGUUUGAGAAGCUCAUUGCUGAAUUGAACGAGCUGGGAGAUUCCCUUGGAGAUCAUGCCUCACCUGAGGAUGUGGCCGGCAAGUUGUCUGACGGAAACAAAGAGCUCUUCGAGUACCUGCCCUUGUUCUUGAAGAGGCAGCUGACGAAAGACCGUGACGCUCAUGGAAACCUCCAAGUUGCCGCCAUUGAAACAGAGAAGCUAUUGGCAGCCACGGUAAUGUCAGAGCUAGCGACGCGAUUGGGAUCCCAGGAGAAGGCAGCUCUUGUCUUCCAACCACAGUUCCAUGCUUUUGGAUACGAAGGCCGCGCUGGUUUACCAACGUUGUUUGACUCUGCCUAUUGCUUUGCCCUUGGUGCUACCGCUGCCCAGCUAACCAUCGCUGAGAAGACCGGUUUCAUUGCUAGUGUAACUGGCUUGGACAAGAAGUCUCCCGCAGAGUGGUCAUGCGGUGGUGUUCCAGUUACAAGCCUCUGCGUCAUUGAACGCCGCAAAGGAAAGGACAAGCCCGUCAUUCGCAAGGCCCUGGUUGAAUUGUUGGACGAUCCCAACCACAAGACCUUGAACAACUCCCCAUUCUUUGCAUGGAAGACGAUGAGGGAGCUUUGUGCUGUGUACGAUCUGUACAAGAUUCCUGGUCCCAUGCAGUUCAAUAAAGACAGCUUUGAUAUCCCAUGUAUGCUCAGGAUCGAGCUUGGAGGCAGUGCUCAGCUCUUAUCCAAUCUUGCCCAUCAAGUCCUCGGCACCACUAUAGAUGCAGACUUGGUCGCGAAGGACGAAGAAAAGUACUUCAAGGACAUUUUGGGGCUUUGCAAGUCUCAGUUUAGCCAGGCCUUGGAUGAGAAACAAUGCAAGAUCGACUGGCCCACAGCUGGGGAACAUUUCAACUACGUUGGAGGGUCACGCCCCAAAAGCGCUCUGCAGAUUGAUCUUGGCAACAAGGGAUAUGACGUUCCCACUGAGUCGUUUGGGUGCCUCGACGGAAAACCUGGCGCCCAGUUCUUAUCUCCGACAAUUUUUGAAGCUGUCCACUUGGUUGAAGAUGAAACCACCCAAUGCAUGGAACCCAAAGACGGUCCUUUUGUGUCCAAGGCCUACCCCAACACCUACGGUCGCCCGUUGGUGAGAGUCACUAGGCCCUCGGCUACCGAAGGAAUGCAGGACAACAAGGAGGCCGGGCGGAUGGGGGCUAUUGCGAUUGUCUUUUGUGGGAGACAGACGCCUGGUGGCCACGAUAUGGUUGCCGGUCUGUGGGACAUGAUCAACGGCAAAAAAGGCAGCAAACCAGCUGUCCGGAUAGUCGGCGUCGUUGGCGGUAGCCGCGGCUUCUUCGCUGAGCAAAUGGUCGAGCUGACGGCAGCGAAGGUUGAUGAGAUGCGCCAUCAGGGUGGCUUCCACUUGUUUGGAAGGUCACAAGACAAGUUCUGUAAGAACAGGGAACAAGCCGAACAGAUCGUGUCAAUCCUUCGCAAGAACAACAUUACGUCCCUCGUCCUGGUUGGAGGUGUCCGCACAGCCACCAGCGCAUGUGUCCUUGCGGAAUACCUGGAAGAGCAGAACGCAAAAGUGCUUCAGACAACUCCGUCAAGCUCGACCUUGCUGAAUGUUGUCACAGUUCCCCUGUCCCAGGGUGGCUCGUUCACCAACGAGUUCAUCGAGCAAGCGCUUGGAUUUGAUUCCACGAGCAAGGCAACUGCUCGGUUGGCCGGCAAUACUGAAAUCGACGGAUCCUCUGCUCGAAAGUACUACUACUUUCUCCGGACAAUGGAGGGUGGAGAACGAAUGGCAAAUGCAUGUCACUUGACACUUGAAGUUGGGCUUCAGGCAAAGCCUAACUACAUCCUUCUGUCCGAGGAAAUAAGCUCCAAGAAGCUGUCUCUCAAAGAUGUCGUAUCAGACAUUGCUGACAUGGUUCAGCGGCGCUGGGAAGGGCCAGGAAAGAAGAACUUUGGAACUGUCAUUGUGCCCGACAACAUCAUUAGGGUUCUCCCCGAGACCCGCGCCUUGUUAUCAGAGCUCAAACAGAACAAUUGGAAGACAGAGGCUUUGUCGGCCUACUCUAAAGCUCUGCUCAAGUCGCUACCUGACUUCAUGAUCAACGAGAUUCAGACGAAGAACGUUGACAUCCAGCAGAUAGAAACAGAACGGAUGCUUGCUGAACUUGUGCGUGAGGAGUUGAAGUCGCGCCCUUCGUACGAUGGCAAGUUCUCGCCCAUUUGCCAAUUCCUCGGGUAUCAGGCCCGCGGAUCACUCCCCAGCGUCUUUGACAGCAACUAUGGAUAUGCGCUGGGUGGCGGUGUUGCUGUCCUCCUUCGCGAGAACCGCAACGGUUACAUGGCAUCGGCAGCGAAUCUAUGCUCAAACAAGAACAGGACGACCGUCUUUGGUGUGCCCCUCACGGCAAUGCUCGAAGUCCGCGCUGUUGGCGAGUUACCCGAGGCCGCCAUCUUUAGCCAAUUGGUUGACUUGCACGGUAAGCACUAUCAGGAGUGGAAACGAAUUAGUCCGAAGCUUGAAGACGAGGAGCUUUAUGAGAAUCCAGGGCCAUUGCAGUACUCGGGCGAUUGCGCGCAUCUCUUGACGAAGAAUAUUGCUGGCUCUGAAGGCGACGGCAAACCAUCGUAUUUGGCCAGCUUGGCUGAACUUCGAGAGAAUGCAACGGUGUUGCUUGAGAAGCUCCGACCCGGUGUACCCUCGAGGAAGCUUCGUAUUGCCAACAAAUCCCUCGAAACACUCCGAAGUGUGUUGGAAGAGCUCUAAAGUCUGUUACAUACAUGCAUACAUGUAUGUGCAUGGACUCAAUUGACAGACAGAGGCAACCCAGGUUUCUCCCAAGCUGCCUUAGAAUAAUUACAUAAUAAAGCAACCCUAAUACAUGCAGUUUCAAUAUAGCUUGCGGUGCUCGUGUGU